UGCUGCCUGCCUCACUCCUCUCAGUCAGUGGUCCGACUUGUGAAAGUGAGGUUGGGAGUUACAGUUAGUAGCCGUCCCCAUUGUUCACUGGUAAUAUACCUUACGCCGCGUCUGUUCUUGAGGCGAUCUUUUCUCUCAGCCUGGACUCUGGCCACUUUACACCUGAACCCAACUCUGCACAAGUCAACCUCCGCCCCCCAGCGACGUUAGGCUGAAAUUGCUCUGUGCCAAGGCCUUGCUCUGUACUUUGAUGAUCUCAAAGACCGGUAGUCUGAAUUAAGGACUGUCCGUUCGAUUUCAAACAGAUAUUACGCACCAAUCUAACUUCGAAGUGUUCCAACAGUCUCAUGGACACUUCUAUCACCAAACGUUAACAAUAUUUAUGUUCAUAUCAAGGCCAGAUCAUGUUAAUUUAGCAUACUGCAAUAGAUACCUUGUCCAUUGCGCUGUUCGUCAGGUAUAAGAACUGAACCAAGUCAUGACAGGAAAUUAGAUGAAGGAGGCAUUUCGAUCUUAGAUUCAGCGUCUACAGUGAACAACUAAAUCAGCAUGAAGCCUUUCAGAGGGUGAAGGUCUGUUGCCUAUUCUACUCUCCUCCGGAUUUGGGCUUGUUUAGUUUGCUCGUCCCAUCUGCCUAAUUGCGUUCAGUGGAUUCACUAAUAGGCUGAUGUUCGGGAAGGAGGGAAGAGAAGUUGGGGGCGGACGAGACAGACAUAACGGUGACCGGAAAGGAUAGUUAGUUUGUCAUACUUUUAAAACCACAAAUAGCCUAUUCAUAUCAAUUCAAUUUACUUUGGUAAUAUCAUAAGCUCAGAGAGAUUUACAAAAGUCCUUCUAUAGUCUAACCAGGAGAUGGGUUUAGCAAAAUCGAAAUGAGUUUACAUCACUCUUUAUGGCUGAAUGGUUUGGUCAUUAUCAGUCUACUUUCAAGCCCGAAAAACUCAAGUUCGAAUUCUGGCCAAGUCACUUGUGGUCGUCUUGCUGUCACUUCUCGUCAUCUCUGGAUCUUCCCAAGAAGACCAUGACAGCGCUUCCCAGCCUGAUACCUUCGAACAGGACUUCCUAGCUGUAGGAGACGUAAUCCACGACGCAGAACCGGAGGAACUACCCGUACCGGAGGCAUAUCACAGCGGACGCAGAAGGCGCCUUAGGCCUACGUUGGCGUUCGCGAGGCACAGAGAUGCACCGCCCCUGAGGAAUACGGAAGAGACAAACCAUUCUCCUCCUUAUAUGAACCACUUAUAUACCUCGUCCCUGAACGAUAUCCAGCAGGGUAGGCUGCCAUCGCCAUCUUUCUCCUCUGCUGUACUAGACGUAGACGAUGAGAGCGAGGUCUUCAAUCAUCACUCAGACGGAGGCGACACUUACCACCUCGAGAGAGACGCCAUGGACACAGACGAGUCUUUCACUUGGCUGUCCAGGCUCGUGCCGGGAAUAAGGUCACGUCGACCUACCCUGCGACCCAGAAGUCAACCUUACGGGCGCUUUCAGGGUCGAAUGAGAGGUCAAGGACGUCCAGGAAAGCCAGGUGGAAGGGUCAGACUAUUAACCAGAGGCAGGCAAAACCUCAGACGGCCACCAGUCUACAGUACACGACCGAGAACUCCCUUCUCCCAAACAGCCGUCAGGCCCCGGUUUCGAGGACCGGUAACUCCCCACCGACCACCACUAGACCGAGGACCUCCUCAACCAUCAACCUUCCCCGUGACGGAACCCACAACCACAACUCCGGAUACCCUGAGUGUUCACAACAUUGCAGGUCCUCCUUACGCUGACACCAUCCCACCCAACAUCCUCUUCGAGGACGAUGAGAUCACCACGCCCUUCGAAUACCCGUCGUCAUCUGUCUCGUUCGCAGUUACGCCUUCCCCAGCUAGUGUUCAGCCCUGGGUUCCAGUGUCGUCGUCUGGAACGAGGUGGACUUACGGGUCAACCACACCGACCCCCGUCACCAAAAGUUUUAACGAGCUGGAUCAUCAUGAUGCCAGCAACAGAGAGAAAGAGGCUGAUGACGUCACGAAAUGGGGGAACGCCGAAGAAGACGAGUGGGGUGAAGAAGAAAGUGAAGAUGACGACUACAUAUGGGGAUCAGACUUGCAUUUCAGGUGGCCCAAUUCCUGGAACCAUAAUUGGGGUACGGAGUGGAGUAAGAAGUUCAACACGGAGAAGACUGCAAGGCCUGACCCUACCCCUACGUCAGGUUACUCGACGCCAUCAGGGAGAACCCAGUGGGAGGGACAAGAAUAUUUCGCAACCUCUACGAAAGCGCCGGAGAGACAAAGCCCUGAGGUCUAUCAUUCAUUGGAUGACUCGUACAUGCAAGAUAACUUACCAAAAAAUGAAUAUACAUCGGAAACAACGACCUCCAUGAGGUUUCCAGAGUUUUCAACGGAGAACCACAGAUCUUACGACACGCCAUCUACCAGAAACUUCAUGUUCCCAGAAGCCGUACCCACAGAUAAGCCGAAAAUUUCAGAUUCUGUGGGGAACGCGAUCACUUAUCAGGAAGUAGAACCAAGUAACACGGGCUAUGACACUACGCCUGCUCAAGAGCUCCACGAGUAUCAUCAUGUGAGCUCAAACCAUCCAAGACCGCUACCUGGUCAGCAGAGAUUCCCAGAAAAUUACGGAGGAAACAGAAGGGUGUUAUUGGUUCCCAAAGAGCGUCAGCCCCCUAUGCAGGGGUAUCCCGUCAGAAUAAAAGCAAAGAAUACUCCACAGUAUUCUCAAGGGUUAAGAGCGCGUGGAAAGGGGACUUUUGGUAACAACAGAUUUUCUGAGUCUAGAAUAGCGGUGAAGGCAAUAAGACCACACCAACCAGUUCUGCGACCAGUUUUCGCUCCAGAAAUGACACGUCGCAUCUGGACCCCAGGCCGAGUAAGAGGAACGUCGACGGAAUAUAGGCCUAGAGGAUGAGCAGCCAUUGAAAGAAGAAAAGAAACUCGUAAUAGAAGAAAUCUAGAUAACAAGGAUAGCCAGUGUGGUCAUUUGGAAAAAGGGAGAAAAUCUAGUAAAACUGUUUUAAAGUUAGAUGGCUCUGCACCUGACACGAACUGUGUAGUACGCUCGGAACUGUGUUUAUGGCGCGAACGCUUAGGAACCCGGAAACAGGAAAGUAAAUACUGUUUAUUUGGAUCGUCGAACGGUAGUUGUUUUUACUCAAUCCUGUGCAAGAUGCACCCAUGGUAACAACUAACAUUUAAGCCAUACUCCAGAGAGUGUGGUAAUAGUCUAAACAUUGCGUGAAAAUGUGUUCGGUGUGCGAAGAGUGGCGUCAUUAUUUCCGGUUGCAGUAUGCGAUUGCUGGCUCUCAGCUGAAUGUAUAUAUAAAGAAAAUAAAAACUGAUUGCUUGAGAAGGAAAUUAAAGAAACGGACGCGCACGGGAAGCCAUGUGCUCUCACAGUUACAUUUUAGUGUUUUUGCUUGUGAAAAGUGUCACUGACUUGCGAAUUGUUUCUUCUUCUUUCCCACCGCUAUCCCUACAUUAAAGGGUUGGUUGCCUGAUGCUCCUUAAGGCUCCACUGCCUUCUAUCAAAGGCAUCAUCCUCCAUCAAACCUCUUCUCCCCAUAUCUUCCUUCACUUUCUCUCGCCAUCUAAUUCUCUGUCUCCCUCUCGAUCUUCUUCCUCUAACAGGUUCCUCCCAAGCCCUCUUCACUCUCUCCUCGUCAUCUAUCCUCAACACAUGCCCAUACCACCUCAAUCGUGCCUCUCUUAUCACCUCUUUAAUCUUUACUAAGCCUACCCUUCUUAUUUCGUCAAGCAGCGAUAUUCCCAUAAUCCACCUCAGCAUUCUUAUCUCUGUUCUCUCAAGCUUUACUUCCUCUUUUCUUCUUAGAGCCCAUGUUUCCGAUCCAUACAUUAACACUGGUCUUAUCACUGUGCUGUAGAUCUUGACUUCUAGCUUGAUUAGCAUUUUCUUAUCACAUACUACUCCAACUACCUCUCUCCACUUCCCCCACGCAUCUUUUAUCCUACAGUCAACUUCAGUCUCAUAUCCUCCCUCUUGGCUUAAAGUAGAUCCUAAUUAUUUAAACUUUUCCACCUGUUUUAUAAUCGAGCCUCUUCUUUUUUCUUGCAUUACUAUUCUGCCUCUAUCUUCCCUACUGCUCACCAAAACCUCUGUUUUAUUCACAUUCACCCUUAAGCCACACUUCUCUAAAAGACUCCUGCCACUCUCCAAUCCUUUUCUGUAGGUCCUCAUUUUUGGCAGUAAUCACCAGAUCAUCGGCCUAGAACAACUCCCACAGCUCUUCAUUUCCUGAUCUCUUCACUCAACACAUCCAUGACCAGCACCAACAAAAAUUGUGCUUAAUGCUGACCCCUGGUGUAAUCCAUGACUAACUUGAAAGUUUUGUUUCCCCAAGUGAUGUUAUUACUUUUGUGCCUAACCAACUUUGUGAAGUGUGAAUUGUUAAGUGUAAAGCUACAAAACCGAUGUGAGAUUUCUGGUGCAAAUUACUAAAUGCGUAUAUAUAUAUAUAUAUAUAUAU
Molecule: messenger RNA, 4492 nt
Organism: Macrobrachium nipponense
Lineage: Eukaryota; Metazoa; Arthropoda; Malacostraca; Decapoda; Palaemonidae
Exons: 8
Coding region: 901-2916 (671 amino acids)
Source: RefSeq, a predicted model, not a curated record